AUGAGUGUACAAAACCAAAAACAAACCAAAUUACUUUUAAUUGGAGAAACAGGUGUUGGUAAAAGUUCACUCGGUAAUUUCAUUUUAGAGAGGACUGUUUUUACAGUAGACUAUAGCACAAAUUCAGUUAAAAAAGAUGUUGCUGGCUAUUUUGGAAAAUAUGAAAGAAAAGAUUUAUUUGUUAUUGACACACCUGGUCUGCAAGACACACAGGAAUUAAAUGAAAAGUUUUUGAACGAUAUAGUUGAAUAUGUUAAAAAACAAGGUGGAAUAAAUGGAAUUAUAUUAACAAUUGACUUCAAUGAAGAAAGAUUUUCUGCUAACCUUCAAUUCAUUAUUAACGUUAUUUCUGAUGUUUUCACAAUAAAAGACAUUUGGAAACGUGUUUGUAUUGUUUGGAAUAAAUGUGAUAUAGACGAAGUGAGAGGAAUUGGAAAAAACAAUAAAGUUGUAAAACAACAAUUCAAAAAAGACUUAGUUGAAUUUAUAAGUCAAACAAAUGAUGAUAUUGAAAUACCGAUGUAUUAUGUAGAUUUACAACCAGAAGAAUAUGAUGAUAUUAAAAGAUCAGAGAAAGAAAUAGAGAGAUUAAUUGA
Molecule: messenger RNA, 596 nt
Organism: Entamoeba histolytica HM-1:IMSS
Lineage: Eukaryota; Evosea; Mastigamoebida; Endamoebidae
Product: AIG1 family protein
Exons: 1
Molecular function (GO): GTP binding
Source: RefSeq, a predicted model, not a curated record